UCUUUGCCCCUCUCCCUCUCUCUCUCUACCCCUCUCCCGUCCUCAAUGUCUCCUCGCAAGCGCGAGCGAUCUCAAACCCCAAGCUCUCCAAGCUCCUCCCCCAUCGCUCCUCGCAAGCGCGAGCGAUCUCAAACGCCAAACUCCUCCUCCGAUAGCGAACAAGCCUCCUCUAAGCGCUGCCGCGUCAGUGAUCUCGCCGUCGAGGUCUGCAAAGAGUUCACUCGAAACUCUUGCAAGCGAUCCGAGAUCGACUGCAAGUUCGCUCACCCUCACUCCGCCGUCGCCGUCGUCAAGGAUAAGGUGAUUGCUUGUGCUGAUUCUCUGAGGAAUAAGUGCUAUCGAGGGAGGACGUGCCGUUAUUAUCAUCCUCCUCCUCACAUUCAACAGUCUCUGCUAAAGGCGAUCGGGGUAGAGCAUUCUGAAGUUGAGACGGUCUGUAAGGACUUCCUACGUGGUCGAUGUUUGAGAUCAGCCAGCAACUGCCGUUUUGCACACCACAUGCCGAUCGAUCAUUGUGCUGUUGUUUGCCAGGAUUUUGUACGUGGAAGCUGUGAGCGCAAAUCUUGUAGGUAUUCUCAUGUUCUGGCUGCUGAGAUACCUGAGGUUUGCCAGGAUUUUCUACGGGGAAAAUGUGAACAUAGACCUUGUAGGUACUCUCAUUUUGUAGUUCCUCAGAUGCCUCAGGUCUGCCAAGAUUUUUCACGAGGAAAUUGCGAACGGAGAACUUGUCGGUACUCUCAUGUUCUAGUUCCAGAGACAUCUCACGCUCCCCUACAACAAUGUGGAAGACCAAUGGUACGUCCUAGUUCUCCACCUCAAACUGGAAAAGGUCAGGAAAUUUUACAAGUGUGCAGAGACUUCUUAAACAAAAUGUGUAAACGAGAUUCUUGUAAAUAUGCUCAUCCUGAAUCAAAAACUAAGGUGGUAGAUAACCAAGUUGAAGUCUGUCGUGAUUUUCGUCGUGGAAUUUGCCAUCGAACUGUUUGCCGCUUUUAUCACCCGCCUGCCUCUAAGAUUACAAAGUGAAUCAGACUUGACUUCCUGCAUUAUUUUGUCUACAUAUGCUAUACAGGUUUGAGCAAAAUUUUCGAUUCUUUUUCACAUUCUUAUUUCAUGUGUUCAAAACAUAGUGUUCCUUGCAUAGUUGCAUGAAACUGGAUCCGGGCUGCUAAUGGUUGUGAGUGCAAAAUUAUAAUCUUAAUAAUUACUGAAAUCAUGCUCAGCAUGUUGCCUUUACAGUAAUAUAUUUAGGUUGGUCAAUACUGUUAGUGUUAAGUUUAUGGUAUGUUAAUGCGUGACUGAUCUUUGAUUCUUCAUCAUAUCUUUUGGUGUUUUUCAUCAAAAUGGCUUUUGUUUGAAGCUGCAAAGGAAGUACACAUAGGAAAACUAUAAUUGUAAACAUUAUCAGCAUCUGCAGCUAACAGCAGUGGGUAGGGCAUUAUGGUUCCCGUAGGAACAAAUUUUAUGUUCGUCAUCACCUAGAUGGCCCGCCCAGUUGAUGAUCCAAACCUUUCAUUUUUCUCAUCAUUCCCGUCAUAUCAUAAACAUACAUAAGAGUUAAAUUUAUGACUUCAAAGUUUUAUGUCAUAAAUUUAUGACUUCAAAGUUUUAUGUCAUAAAUCAAAUUGUUCCUUUGGUUUUGCAAGAAAAAAUAGUUCGUUUUUCAACCAAUAGAUGAAUGAGUUAGAUCUUGAUGCUACAAAUUUUUUCCCACGAGUGUUUCACAAUGUGUAGGUCAAAAUGAAUAGUGCCAAUCAUUAAUUAAGCUGACCCCAUGUUAGAGUUUGUGAAGGAGUAAACUUUAAGCUUGUUUAUAUAAGGAAUUAUAAAGUGCUUUCUCACAACCGUUAUACAUAAACCUCUAUAGUUAUAUGCCAUUAUUAUAGGUAAAUCUACCAGCAUUGAUCACUAUGUUUAUCAUUAUCAUCGUCAUUGUCACCGACUUCUCCCAUUAAAAUAGGGUCAUAGUCAAACGUCUAAAAAGCUCCACAGAAGAAUAUACUUCAAUUUUUGUGUGCGGGCGCUGCUAGCAAGAGGGGACUAUUCUGUAGAGCCAAUGAGUGUUUGCAUGUAGGUCUAUCAGUGAUAACAAAGUAGCAUUGUAAUAUCAGGCUGACGUGUACUAUGGAGCGUAUUUAACAAUUGAACCUUAACUCAAAUUGUACUUUGAUAUGCUACUGCAUAAUUCGUUAUUCUAUGACUCAUCACUCAUCAGACUAUGAAACUUUGUUUUAAAUCUUAGCGAAAACAAGGAUGGUAUUCCAUCCUUCUACUUAGAGGGAAAUAAAAUAAAAUGGAAACAGUGUGUAUGCAUUAACAGUCACAUGUAAGUAACUGCUUCAAGUGCUGUGCAUCGUGUUUUCUCACACCAGAAAACAAAAAAGGGCAAAAAAGCAUCUUGUUGCAUGUGUGCUUUUAUUAUAAACUUUUUUCUUCAUUACAGUUCUUGUGACUUCCCCUCAAGGUUAGCAGCUCCCAAUUUCUCACAGUUCAACUAAAUUAAGACUUCCCAUGCAGGUUUUUACGUCUUAGAAUCAUAUUUCAGAAAUCAUAUAUUUUAUUUCUAAUUCGUCUAUCGUAUAGGUUCUUAAGUAUGUAUACCCCAUGUCAGUUCUUCUAACUUUUAGUUGAAUGCUGGCUCUUCUUGUAAGCUGAUUGCAAGGCACCACUGCAUUUCUUCAUUCAUGUCACAACUGUUGCUAUCGCUGCUGCCGCCACUGCUGACUGUUAUCACUGCUGCCUCUGCUGCUGCUGCAGCUUUUGCUUCCUCCCAUUACUAGUAUUGCUGCUUCUGUUGCGGGUGCAACUUCUCUGCCCCUGCCUCUUGCUGAAAUUUGCUCAUGUUUUUCAUUUACCAGUCUUGUAACUUCUGAGAUUUUUUUUUCGUGCGCAAGGCGCUUACAUGUGUAUCAGAGAAGACCAGAUGUGUACUUUUGAGGAAAAAAAACUUCAACUCAUUCUCGAUGCCUCUUUUGCUCUUUACGAAAAAGAAGUGAUUGUUAUUAUUAUUA
This is a messenger RNA of Asparagus officinalis (garden asparagus), 3011 nucleotides long. RefSeq names its product zinc finger CCCH domain-containing protein 28-like. Bases 46 to 1026 code for a protein of 326 amino acids. The transcript is spliced from 10 exons. The record is from RefSeq and is a predicted model, not a curated record. Gene Ontology annotation, molecular function: metal ion binding. NCBI's taxonomy places the organism in Eukaryota, Viridiplantae, Streptophyta, Magnoliopsida, Asparagales, Asparagaceae.